UUACAUCACUGUUCCAUAGAAAAUAUCUCCAAAAGAUGGCAUUUUUUUCAUACUUACUUGAGAGGAAGGAAAAGAAGAAGAAAAAGGAUGUGGACUUUGGCCGCCAAGACACAUGCGUCUCAACCCAAGGCAGUUGGGUUGGGUGUGGAUGUCGGUGCCAUCUUUUGUCUUCUUUUUUGUUAUCUCUCUCCCUCUCUCUGUCAAUCUGUCUCAAAAGUGAAAAGGUUGAGGGAUAGAUCACGAGAUGACUCCAGUUCUUGGACCUUACAAUAAUAGUGUUCAGAUAUGGCUUUUGGAUUGCUUUGAAGACAGACUUAAAAGUGUUUAAAAGGGAGCAAGAGGAAGAGAAGCAAUAGCACAAGUUCCCUCAGGAGGUCUGCUCUCUCUCUCUCUCUCCCUCGCUCUCACGGUUGAGGCUUGAAUUCACAAACUUGAGUAAGAAGAAGUGGGCUCAAAAUUAUUGUGCAUGGCAGCUGGCUUCAAGAAGGAUGAUAUUAUAAUCUUGAGAAUUGAUGGUGAAGAUCUGAAGGAAUUCAGUGAGAGUCCACAAUUUGAACCUGAGAUGAUUUCCAUUUUCUCAGGAAUGGACUCUUCAAAUGCAUCUCUGUGCCAGUGCAUUGCUAAGGCUCUCGAACAACUUACAGUUGAGCAUGGAAUGCCACCAUCUUCCGACACUUGGGUUUUCAAUAAUAUCAUCGAACCAGCUUUGCAAUCACUUUCUUUGGAUCAGUUCUUAACUGUUUCUCAAGAAAUCUUCCUGGAGGAGUUUAGGAAGCUAAUAGACAGCAUCACCCUACGUCUUCAAGAAAAACCUGUGAUCGUUGCCCGCAAUGAAAGCAUCUUUGACGGAAGUGGCAUCAAAAAAUUGCUGUCUGAUAAAGCUGAACUGAACAAGAUGUUGGAGGUGGCUUGGAGAGAUCUGCCAACAAAUCAAACUCAGAAAAUUUCGGAUUCCCUUUCUGUUGCCCUUGAUCGAAUGGCUGAUUCAGCAAAUCUGCCUCUGUGCGGUAAUAUUCCUCAGGUUGACACCAUUGUGAAAGAGGUCUUGAGCACUCUGAAUACCACUGAUCAGGAAACUCUGCAUGAAGAUGAGUUUAAGAAGACAAUGACUGAAACUCUCAGGCAUAUCAUGUCUCGGUUAGAGGAAAACCCGGUCUUCAUUUCAUCGCACUCAGUGGUUCAUGAGCCUAUGGUUACUCCAUUCACUGAAAGUGAGUGAUCAACUUCCAUGAACAUGAUUUACUUACUAACUACAUAAUGAAUUACUUACUUGCUACGACAUAAUAUUAUUCUUGCUUCAAAUAAAA
Dioscorea cayenensis subsp. rotundata (Guinea yam) is the source of this 1307-nucleotide messenger RNA. RefSeq lists its product as uncharacterized. The transcript is spliced from 6 exons. NCBI's taxonomy places the organism in Eukaryota, Viridiplantae, Streptophyta, Magnoliopsida, Dioscoreales, Dioscoreaceae. The coding region runs from base 467 to 1219 and encodes 250 amino acids. The record is from RefSeq and is a predicted model, not a curated record.